AUGGAAAUAAAAGAUCUCUACACCUUUAAAGAAUUUCUCAAUGAGAUUAAAUCUCACGAGAAGAAGGACAGUAUAUUUUUGGCCAAGUUCGAAACCAUUGAUGGAGAAAUCAACAGGUUAAUUGGCAACCUUAAGGAUCUGGUGAGUGAAUCAGAAUAAUAAAUUACUAGUUAAUACUACUUAAAGCGGUUACGAUCAGUGGUUUCAUUCAUUCCGAGUCGAUUUAUUUAAGAUUUCAGUUAUUGCACGAGUUUAACCCAGACUUUAUAAGUAUGUGAUUGCUGCCUUGUUCUCGUCCUAUCUGUUACUAUUGUAAACGCAUUGUUACAUGUCUUAUGAACAAAGAAGCUGUUUAUUUUUCCCCAUAUCUUUUAAGGAGGUUCCUAGACAUUCAGAUAUGUCUUCGUUCUUGCCCUAUGUAAUACUAUAAUAGAGACCUUUAGAUUCGAGGACGAGGAAGACUACGAAUACGAGAUUUGACUUGAAGUUUUUUCGCGUGUUCUCAAAAUAUAGACUUCCCAGAAAGCUUCAUUUUACCAUUGUUCGCUAGAAAAGUUAGCAUUGUUAUCUUUAGUGAAGGAGGUGACGCGCUCUCCCGAUCGCAAAAUGACAAAACUUCUAACAUUUGAUAUCUUGUUUUCGCCACUACGACAUUCGCGCGAAAACUCGUAGUAGAAUGUCGACGGCUACAAAAUUUUCCCGCCAAAAUGACACUGGCUCACGCGCGUGCACUACGUUGUAAUGAGAAAAUCUCGUACUCGUAGUCGUACUCGCCUUAGAAUUUAAAGGUCUCUAAUACUAUUAUGAAAGCCGAAGACUGCGUCAUAAUGAUAAAAAUAGUUUUUUUACCAUACUUGCCUUAUCUUUCAAGGAAAGCUCAGGUCUCUUUUCUCACCAAUCAAAUAACAAAAUUUGAGAUCGUCUUUACCAAGAACAUAAGUAUUUCAGUUGGCCUAUUGACCGACCGUACAAACUGUCCUUUUUUCUUUUUUUGCACAGGAAGUGUGUCGUGGUUAUCAAAUCACGAAUCAGGGUGCCUCUGUCCAGCCCACCCUCAAACCUACCGCCACACAGAAAGAACAGGACGAGUGGGAACUGGGCGUGCUGAAAGAAUUGCUCUACUGGUUCAUACCAGUACAAGGAGAUCUUUACAAGCAGUUGAACCAAAAAUUCUAG
Porites evermanni is the source of this 1176-nucleotide messenger RNA. The record is from the annotation of a GenBank genome assembly. Lineage: Eukaryota; Metazoa; Cnidaria; Anthozoa; Scleractinia; Poritidae.